GACUCGGCGAGACUGAUCCGUGCCGGAAGUGGGAGGUUGACGCGCCGCUCGGUCACCCGCCGCCUAUCCACCCGACCGCUGGGAUGAAGGAGAGACGGGCGCAUUCUUGGGGCUAACAAAUAUCCGACGGAAAACGAUAACGCCAUUUACAUUUUUCCCGAGCAGAGAAGCGGCGACUCCGCAGACCGACCCCCUCCCCCGAAGCUCGUUACAGGGUUAGACGCGAACGCCGCCAAAAUGAUGGAAGAAAUUGACCGAUUCCAAGUACCCACCGAGGCAGAAAUGCAGGCCUUGGACCCGGCGUCCUCGACAACCUCCGAGGGCGAUUCGGACACGAGAGAGAGUGAGCCAGCCACCCUCAACUACAAACCGUCGCCCCUGCAGAGGAAAAUGGAGAAACAGCGGGAGCUGGCUAGGAAAGGCUCGCUGAAGAACGGCACAGCCGGGAGUCCCGUCAAUCAGCAGCCUAAGAAGAACAACGUUAUGGCCAGGACGAGACUUGUGGUUCCCAACAAAGGUUACUCCUCUUUGGACCAAAGCCCGGAUGAGAAACCAUUAGUAGCUCUAGACACAGACAGCGAUGAUGACUUCGACGUAUCCAGGUACUCCUCGUCCGGAUACUCCUCGGCCGAGCAAAUAAACCAGGACCUGAACAUCCAGCUGCUGAAGGACGGCUACAGACUGGACGAAAUCCCCGACGACGAGGACCUGGACCUCAUCCCGCCAAAGUCCGUCAACCCCACCUGCAUGUGCUGCCAAGCGACGUCGUCAACCGCCUGUCAGAUCCAGUAAAACGGCGCUCUCUCUCUCUCUCUCUCUCUCUCUCCCUCCCUCUCUUCCCUCUUUCUCUCUCCCUUGCGAUCUCUCCGUUCCU
Molecule: messenger RNA, 874 nt
Organism: Electrophorus electricus (electric eel)
Lineage: Eukaryota; Metazoa; Chordata; Actinopteri; Gymnotiformes; Gymnotidae
Gene: fam219ab
Product: family with sequence similarity 219 member Ab
Source: RefSeq, a predicted model, not a curated record